Messenger RNA from Canariomyces notabilis, 2043 nucleotides. RefSeq lists its product as uncharacterized. Lineage: Eukaryota; Fungi; Ascomycota; Sordariomycetes; Sordariales; Chaetomiaceae. The transcript is spliced from 3 exons. The record is from RefSeq and is a predicted model, not a curated record. Bases 1 to 2043 code for a protein of 680 amino acids.
AUGCCUCACAUUCUCUGCCAGGGACGCGAUGUGCUCGUCUCGUGCCUCGGCGUCAUUGACAUCCUCUCGGACCCGUCAAAUCAUACAGCCAUUCGGUCAGAGUUGGCGCUUGCUGCUGAAUUCUACCGCGACCCCACCAACCCUGUGCCCUGGGAGCUGGCAGAUGGGGAGUACUGGCGCCUGGAUGAUGGAGAUUACCCCUAUUUACCGGAUACAAACAAGAUCAAGUUUGAGUUCCCGUUCCUUUCCGCUUGUCUCUUGCUCGGCCUUAACCGCAGAUCCGUGCCUGGUUCUACUCCCAGAGCCAUGCCAGUGCCCCUGGGCGCUGUGUACCGCUCCAACAGACAUUACGGGAUGGCUGUUCUAGACAUCACCAGCUUGCAUGCCAUUCGUUACGGAAUCGUCGGCUUCUGGCUCCUUGACAGGAAUCGUCAGCACGCUACCGUGGAAACCUACAUGCCACCGACGCAGGUGCUCGAGACCAAUCGGCCGCGAAUUCCCAUGUCGGCAUUCGAAUAUCUUCACAAGUUCCGUUACAGCCUCUGUGACGAGGCUUACGAGCUGAAUCAGUUCCUUCCCAUUAACCCACGUGCUAUGGAUAUAAUUUGGCCCGUCGAGCCAGAUCAAGGCCAACCUCCCAUACCAUCCAUCAUGGGCUCGGCUCACCUCUGGGCUGUCAAACCGCCAAACGAGGCCGAACAGGCUCUCGAGGUCAUCGUUCGGAACGCUAGCGUAAUGGAGCGAUUCAGUGUCGACGUCAUGAACCAUAUCCGGACAGUCCCUGAUCAUCAAAGCAUUCUCCGACGCAUCUUGUGCAAGUGGUCUGCGUCUGUCGGCCAAGCGCGGUCCACGGGACAGCUCCUGGGGUUGGUUUUCGCUGAACAGGAGCAUAUGGAACUUGCCCCAUUCCAGGGACUCUCUGCCCGAGCGAUCGAGGCGGCAUUGGAAGGCUCGCCUAACACUAAGUCUCUCAGUCUCUGCGUUGACACUCUCGGGAGCACACCUGCCGAGGUACUGGAUGUCCUCGCCCGGUUUAGGAACGUUCAGCACUUGUACUUCGUGCAAGACCCCGCCAGGACCAGCGACAAACAGAGCGUUGAGUUCUUCUUGGAGUUUCUAUCAAAGCCUAGAGGUGGUAUCAUACGCCGAAAAGCACUUCCGACUGGAGCUUUCUCCGCCGCCCUCCGUAAGGAGUUUUGGAUUCCGCCGAACUGCCGACCGCCUCAGGGCCACUUCCCCAUCCAGCACAUGUUUGUUCGUCACCGGAAGGGCUCUACUAACAAGUUCUGGCCAAAUCAUUUCUAUUUCGGCGAUGCCAUAAUGCGACCUGAACGGGUCGCCACGGGCUUCAUCUCAUACCUCAGGGGCUUGCUUGACGUUGGGAUCAACGGCGACCGUGACCACGCUCUGUUUGCGUUCAGCGCCGCGCCGCCCUCCCUAGCGAAUAUGAACGGGGUGGAAGUCCGGCCAAUCCCUGCCGAGAGCUAUGCCAUCCCCAGGCAUCCCCCAAGGAGGAAUCCCGGGGUCCCCCCUCAGCGGGAAGAGUGCUGGGCCCGUGUGCGAGACCUGUAUCCCGGAGGCUGGGCCAUCCUGAUAUCCCAUGAUGCAUACCCCGAGUUGUCCGGGACGAAAUGGACCGAGGCAAACUACUUCAGGUAUGCAUUUGUCCGCGCGCGGGUGCGUAUCAGGGCCGGAGAGCUGCGAAAACCCUUGAGCAGACAGGAAUUGGACGUCUUCUCAUUGCGCGGGUUCAUCAGGGCCACUGCCCCCGAGGUGGAUCCCACUCUUGUUGACCAACGUCUGGAGGAGCUUAUCCGAGACUGUCCCACUACAGCGACGCAGGGGACACUCCGGAUAGGGCUGGAUCCGUUGGGUGUGCUGGGUCACCUCGAAGCCGGUUCGAUGCUCCUCGACUUUCUCAUGGAUGCGAGAAGGGUGGAGAGGAACUUGCAUUUUGCCAUGGUGGAAGACCCAGAAGGUAUGAACCCGGCCUACUUGUGCCUUUCGCGGCUACUCUCUCUGUGCUACCUGCUUACCCGAUGA